Messenger RNA from Fraxinus pennsylvanica, 765 nucleotides. NCBI's taxonomy places the organism in Eukaryota, Viridiplantae, Streptophyta, Magnoliopsida, Lamiales, Oleaceae. The record is from the annotation of a GenBank genome assembly.
AUGGAGAGCUCCAUGGUUCUGAUCAAGCAAGGAGCUGAAGCUAGAGUCUUCGAGUCAAAAUUUGUCGAUAGGAGGUCUAUUGUCAAGGAACGCUUUUCGAAGAAGUAUAGGCAUCCAUCUUUGGACUCAAAGCUCACACUUAAACGCUUAAAUGCGGAGGCAAGGUGCACGACGAAAGCUAGGCGACUUGGGGUUCCCACUCCAGUGCUUUAUGCUGUUGAUCCUUUGUUGUAUACCUUAACCUUCGAAUAUGUUGAGGGUCUCUCAGUGAAAGAUGUAUUCCUUGACUUUGGAUUACAUGGUACCGUUGAAGAACACAUGAAUGAUAUUGCUACUCAAAUUGGUGAUGCAAUUGGCAAACUGCAUGAUGGUGGCCUCAUCCAUGGUGAUUUGACGACAUCAAACAUGUUAAUUCGGAGUGGUACCAAUCAGCUGGUACUCAUUGAUUUUGGUCUAAGCUUUACAUCAACCCUUCCAGAAGACAAAGCAGUUGAUUUAUAUGUACUUGAACGAGCUUUGCUCUCUAUGCAUUCUUCAUGUGGAAAUGUGAUGGAUAGAAUACUUGCUGCAUACAGGAAGUCCUCAAAGCAGUGGUCAUCAACUUUAAAUAAGCUAGCCCAAGCUAGCCCAAGUGAGACAAAGGGGAAGAAAGCGCACAAUGGUGGGUUGAGCUCUGUUAAUUAUGUGCUCCACACACUGGUUCGAACAGGAGACGGGAAAUGGGUGGAGAAGAUGCGGAAGCUUUUCGUACCCUUGCUGUUCUAG